Messenger RNA from Diaporthe citri, 735 nucleotides. RefSeq lists its product as uncharacterized. Bases 1 to 735 code for a protein of 244 amino acids. Lineage: Eukaryota; Fungi; Ascomycota; Sordariomycetes; Diaporthales; Diaporthaceae. The record is from RefSeq and is a predicted model, not a curated record. The transcript has 2 exons.
AUGGGUAAUCAAGCCUCUAUUCCCACAACUGGCACAAAGUUUCAGGUCAUUGAAGCAGGUCUCCCUCGCACAGGGACCGCCUCCUUCAGCGAAGCAUUGCGCAUUCUCCUUGACGCUCCAGUCUACCAUGGGGGCACACAAUGCACCAUGGGACAGCCAGUCGAGAUGCGCUCCUGGAUCAAGGUCCUCAGACUUUUUCCUUUCAGAACGGAUGCCGACAGAAAAGCAGCCCUUUCUUUAAUCCGCCAGCGACUGGACGGCUAUGCAGCCCUGUACCCCGAAGCCAAAGUAAUCUGCACGGUGCGCGACGCGGAGGCGUGGGAGAAGAGCAUGGCGGGCGUAGCUUCUGCCUCCACGAGGUGGUUUUUGCGUGGUGUUCUCUUGCCAUUGCCCACGAUGAGACACUUUGUCGACUACAUCAACGGCCUCCGAGAUCAAUGGCUCUACCUUUACGGCGAGACUGAGCCUCCCACAAGGAUGUCAUACAAUCGUCAUAUGGAGUGGUUGAAAGAGACCGUGCCGGCAGACAGGCUGAUAUUCUUGGAAGUGAAGGAUGGUUGGGAGCCUCUCUGCAAGGCAUUGGGCAAGGAGGUCCCUGAUGUACCAUUCCCGAGGAUCAAUGACAGCGAAGCCAUUGACAAAUUUGCUGCGAAAACUGCUAAAAGAGGGUUGAUUAGUUGGGCUAUUCUUCUGGCUGGGAUUGGUGUGGGAAUAGCACUCUACAGGGCGCAGUGA